AUGCAGUACGUAUGCAAGAAUCGGGCACAGUCGUACGAGGGGUCGCGCUACGGCGAGGCGAUGCCGUGGCGGCGGUUGCGUGCGCUGCUGGUGUUGCUGGUGCUGGCGGUGUGGGCGCUGCUGGUCGCCGCCGUGGCGCUGGCCGCCUACGCACUCACCUCGCUGCACGGCCACCCCUCCCCGCCCCACUCAUUUGCCGCACUGCCCCUGCCUUCCCUCGUUCCAUUCGUGCAGCCAGUAUUCGUGUCUAUGGCGCCUUUACUGGCGACCGUCAAAGACCAACACCAAAAACAUUACAUCUUGGAGGGCACUUCCUCAAUGUCUAAAUGA
This is a messenger RNA of Parnassius apollo (apollo), 330 nucleotides long. The record is from the annotation of a GenBank genome assembly. NCBI's taxonomy places the organism in Eukaryota, Metazoa, Arthropoda, Insecta, Lepidoptera, Papilionidae.